Messenger RNA from Eleginops maclovinus (Patagonian blennie), 1873 nucleotides. RefSeq names its product perilipin 6 (gene plin6). The record is from RefSeq and is a predicted model, not a curated record. Gene Ontology annotation, biological process: lipid storage; positive regulation of triglyceride storage. Bases 81 to 1508 code for a protein of 475 amino acids. Gene Ontology annotation, cellular component: lipid droplet; cytosol. The transcript has 8 exons. NCBI's taxonomy places the organism in Eukaryota, Metazoa, Chordata, Actinopteri, Perciformes, Eleginopidae.
CGAUGGGGUAAGAUCCACACAGGAAACGUUUCACAGUAGAUCUGUUCUCCAUCUCCAUUAAUCGAAUCAGCCGAGAAGAAAUGUCAGAGCGUCAUCAUCAUGAGAGUUUGGUGUUGCGGGUCUCCAGCCUGCCUCUGGUCCGCUCAGCGCUGCAGUCCAUCACCUCUGUCUACUCUGAGGUCAAAGGUCGUUACCCUCUGCUGAACCUGGUGGGGGAGGUCGCUGAAGUCGGGGUCCGCAGUGUCUCCAAUGUCGCCAUGACGACGGCCACGCCCCUCCUCCAGAGCCUGGAGCCGCAGAUCGAAGUCGCCGAAAGUUUUGCUCUGUUUGGUCUCGACUCUCUGGAGAAAAACUUCCCCAUCCUGAACCAAUCAACGGACGAGGUGGUGGGUCACCUGAAGGACGCUUUCUUCCUGACUCUGGAUGACGUGCAGCUGUGGGUGGUGGAGGGUCUGGACUUGGCUCUGGAUCAGAUGGAGCGUCUGUCUGAAGGCGCUCUGGCGGUGGUGAGGCAGCUUCAGGACUCUCAGGUGGGCCAGGUCGCCUCCUCAGGGCUGGACGACCUGCUGAGCCGCCUGGAGGAGGCCACCGCCUACUACCUCCCCCUCCCCCCCACCCUGCGCCGGGAGUGGGAGCUCAGGGUGCAGGAGCUGGAGGAUGAACAGGAGGAUGAUGGCGAGCCCAGCAUGUGGACCAGGGUCCGCAGUCUACUGCUGAACCUCGGCCUGCAGCUGUAUCACCGGCUGAUGAAGGUCCGGGAGAUGCUGCAGAGAGCCGCCCUGACUCUGGGGGGCGCCGCCAACCAGGUCGGUCUGGGUUUAGUGCUGGAUCUGACCGGAGAGCUGCUGCUGUACCUGCAGCGCCUCCUGGUGGCGUUGGUUUACCGGGCGGAGAACAUCCGGGAGCUGAUGAUCAGCGAGGUCAAAGGUAGAGCCGCCAUGCUGGCGGAGCUGCGUCCUGUCCGUCAGAUCUCAGAGCUACCGCUCCAGAUCCAGCAGCUGCUGGGAGACCUGCAGGACCUUGCCAAGAUCCUGUUGCAGCUCGUCAUCAACGCCACGCCGCUCUACACCAUGCUCCAGCAGCCGUCUGCACAGGAGGUCGAGGACUUCCUGAACCAGGAGGACUUUUCGGGCGAUGUCUCGUCUGGCCGUAACUCCGCUGACAGUCUCUUCCUGAAGGCGAUGGACGGACGUCCUCGCCGCCGCCGGAGUCUGUAUUCCCGCAGUGGCAGAAGCCCAGCGGGCCCUCAGAGCCCUGACCCGCCCAAUGGUCGGCGCCGCUCCAGCCUAAAGGACCUGACGCCGCCCGAGGUCGAGGCCAAACCGCUGCCGAUCCCUUCCGACGGUGGCAACAUCCGCCGCCCUUCCGCAACCGAGCUGCUGCUGGCGCCGCUCAAACAGUUCGUCUCUCAGAGCCAGAAGGCCUUCGAGUACCUGAGCCCCAACUCCCUCGAAGAACCGGAACCCGCCGAGAUUGCCGACAACGGCACGGCACCAGUCGACUGCUAAACGCCAGGCUGAGGUCUCUGAUCCACGACAAACCGCUCCCUGACCCAUCUCCGCCCUCCCUCUCAGCCCGGGAGGAGGAGCCGUCCCUGCCUCAGCUGGCGCUGGUUUGCUCGUUCACCUUCAGAAACGGAGCGAUCACAAAGUCAUCUUAAAGGUUGUAGAUCGUGACAGAACAGGAAACACUUAACCAUUGCUUCACCCGUCCUUUAAGGUUCAGUCUCAUCAGAACACUUCAUAUUAAAGAGGUACACAUAUUCACUCAUUCGCUCUUGUGUGUAUAUUAGUAGCUUCUUGGCUUUGCCUCGUCCACGGUUUCAUUUCCCUCAAUAAAAAAGUUGUGGUAAACGACUCAAAGCUUAAAAUGG